Messenger RNA from Danio rerio (zebrafish), 1070 nucleotides. RefSeq names its product EBNA1 binding protein 2 (gene ebna1bp2). Gene Ontology annotation, cellular component: nucleolus. The record is from RefSeq and is marked provisional. NCBI's taxonomy places the organism in Eukaryota, Metazoa, Chordata, Actinopteri, Cypriniformes, Danionidae.
CACAUGUGAAGUAUUUUGUGGCCGUACGUACGUUUGUAUUUUCAUUGUAUAUUCUUUGACUAUGAUAGAAAUAGACGAGGAUCCUCAGUUGGGGUUGCAUUUCGACGAAGACGACGAUGAAUUAUCUGACGACGAGCUGCAAGAAGCUUUCGCUAAGGGUUUGCUCAAACCUGGAUUGAAUAUCCCUCAGGAUGAGCAAAAGAAGACCAUCAACAAUGUGGAGGGUUUGAAUAAAUGCCUAGCUGAGUUCAAGAAAAACCUGCCAUGGAUUGAAAGACUGGACCUCACCAAUCCCCCUGCUGUUAACAUCAUUGCAAAAGCAGAGGGCCGAGCACAACAACCUGAAGGCAGUAAAGAAAUAAAUGCAGAAGAUGACUUUCAGAGAGAGAUGUACUUCUACCGGCAGGCCCAAGCAACAGUUUUAGCAGCGUUACCAAAGUUGCAAAAGUUUAAGAUCCCUACUAAGAGACCUGACGAUUACUUUGCAGAGAUGGCCAAGACUGAUCAGCACAUGCAGAAGAUUAGGAAAAAGCUUCUUCUCAAGCAAGAGGUGAUGGAGAAAUCUGAAAAAGCCAAAAGGCUAAGAGAACAGAGGAAAUAUGGCAAAAAGGUUCAAACUGAGGUGAUUCAGAACAGGCAAAAACAAAAGAAAGCAAUGCUGUCUGCUGUAAAGAAAUAUCAGAAAGGAAUGACAGAUAAACUAGACUUCCUGGAAGGAGACCAAAAUCAAGGACAGAAAGGAUCUUCCACAAAGAAGCAAAUAAACAAGAAAAAUCCCAAUGCUAAGAGGAAAUAUAAGGACAAGAAGUUUGGAUUUGGAGGCAGGAAAAAGGGUAGCAAAUGGAACACCAAAGAGAGCCAUGAUGAUGUAUCAGCGUUCAAGGCCAAAAUGGCCCAUGGGAAAGGCGGGGGUAAAGUCGGCAAUAGAGUCAAGAUGAACAAACGGCCAGGAAAAGAAGCAAGAAGGAAAAUGAAGGCACGGAAAUAAGCUGUAUCUUCCUAUUGACUUUAAUUGUGCCAUUAAAAGAUGUUUUUUUUUUCUUUUUGUUAUUAAUAAAUCUUAGCUAUUA